GAAAUGUCUAAGGAAAUGUCUAAGGAAAUGUCUAAGGAAAUGUCUAGGGAAAUGUUUAGGGAAAUGUCUAGGGAAAUGUCUAGGGAAAUGUCUAGGGAAAUGUCUAGGGAAAUGUCCUAG
Diversispora eburnea is the source of this 120-nucleotide messenger RNA. NCBI's taxonomy places the organism in Eukaryota, Fungi, Glomeromycota, Glomeromycetes, Diversisporales, Diversisporaceae. The record is from the annotation of a GenBank genome assembly.